Cyphellophora attinorum is the source of this 891-nucleotide messenger RNA. RefSeq lists its product as uncharacterized. The transcript is spliced from 2 exons. Gene Ontology annotation, molecular function: protein binding. The record is from RefSeq and is a predicted model, not a curated record. Lineage: Eukaryota; Fungi; Ascomycota; Eurotiomycetes; Chaetothyriales; Cyphellophoraceae. The coding region runs from base 1 to 891 and encodes 296 amino acids.
AUGGCGGAUAUCUCAGCCUCAUCGGAGAUAGUCACAGACGAUGAAUCCACACCUUCCUUGCGAAUGCUCCUCGACACCAGCGAGCAAGAAGCAGCUCAGAUUCUCCUCGAGUAUGGUCAAUUCAGCGAUCUGACCAUCACUUGUCAAGGAACGACCUUCAAAGUCCACAAAUUCGUCCUAGUAACUAAAGGCGGCGACUUCUUCAAGCACGCAAUCUGCAGUGGUUUCCGCGAAAGCCAAUCCUCAGUCAUCGAUCUUCCUGAAGAUGAACCCGAGAUCAUCACGCGACUUCUCUCGCAUCUGUACACCGGCUCCUACGCCGAACAUCUGCUCAAGGAGGCCUCUGGAGGGGAUGACGACGCACGCGUCGAUGCGGAUGCUAUCCUUCUUCAUGUCAAGAUGUUUGCUGUCGCAGUCAAGUACGGCAUCAAGUCCCCGAGAGACGCAGCUCGUAAAGCUUUUGUCGCAAACUUCACGGCCAGAGAAACCGACAUGAGUAAUGUGCUUCCACUGGUCAUCAAAGCUGUCUACAGCACGACUGCGCCGGACGAGAGGGAGCUUCGAGACUUGUGCACGUACGAUCUACUUUUCGAGCAAGCUCUCUGUACUCCCAAUCGCAACGACUCUUCUGCUAAUGCUAUGCUUGAGGUCUUGUCUGCCGUUCCGGAGCUGGCUGUUGAUGCUUGUGUCUUCUGGCUUGACAGCUUCAACGAUGACACCCACACUUUCUACUGCGCCGAGUGUGAGAAAUCUGUGGAUUGGAUCGCUAGACCUUGUGCAUGCAAGAAAUGGAAGGUUAUCUGCGGCGAGGACGAAUGUGAUCAAGCCAGGAAGGCCGCAAGCAUAUGCCCCGAGUGUGGUGCGAAAGGCUCACUUGAGCGAGCGGAUUAA